Zea mays is the source of this 774-nucleotide messenger RNA. RefSeq lists its product as uncharacterized. The record is from RefSeq and is a predicted model, not a curated record. Lineage: Eukaryota; Viridiplantae; Streptophyta; Magnoliopsida; Poales; Poaceae. The coding region runs from base 1 to 657 and encodes 218 amino acids. The transcript has 7 exons.
AUGUCGAGCAUUGUCCUCGCACCUGACACGACGGCGGGUGUCACUUCCCCACAACGUGUCAACCCCAAACAGACCGACGACGCCAACACCCUCGCCAAGGAUCUGCUGGGCGUUACCCUCAUACCUGAGAUGACGAUGUUCCUUUAUACCGCAACAAUAGCUUCAACUACCAACAAUCUGAAAAGAUGGUUCCCUAUUGGUUCUGCAUAUAGGAAGGUUGGAUCGCUCGAGUUCCUUCAAAAGCUCAGUGGUAUUCAGAAGUCAGUAGGUCAGAAUGGUGUAGUUGAACCUGAUACAUCAUGGGAUAUAAUAACGUCAGUGGAUUUGUGGAAAGAUGGUGGCUCAGAUGAUGGAUAUGUACUUGUUAAGCACGAGGAUGUUGUUGAUGGGAUGACUUCCUUUAUGGCUGCAUGUUUGGUGUCAAUUAAAAAGACCAAGGACCUGCCCCUUGAUCAACUUCAAAAAGCGCUUAGGAAGACGUUUUCAGCUGAAAAGAAGAAAAGUAAAAUUCGGAAGGCAUGGGAUGGAACUAAAGUCAUUUAUAAUGAUGCUUCAUGGGGCGCCACUGUUGUUGGGGUCUAUAGUAAUCGAGCAUUACUUACGAUCGCAACUACAACGUUUCAGACUUCCUGUCGUGUGAUAUCCAAGUUCCUUUGAAUAUUGUGUCAACUACUAGGGCAUGUUAGAAUUGCUUGCGUGUGUGCUUUUCCAUUGUUCAGGCAGCAUAAAGCUUGAGACCAUUUGUUUAGUCUAUGCUGAUGAGUUCGACUGCUA